This is a messenger RNA of Epinephelus fuscoguttatus (brown-marbled grouper), 2135 nucleotides long. Its product is annotated as receptor for retinol uptake stra6-like. Gene Ontology annotation, cellular component: plasma membrane. The transcript has 17 exons. The coding region runs from base 102 to 2135 and encodes 677 amino acids. Gene Ontology annotation, biological process: vitamin A import into cell. The record is from RefSeq and is a predicted model, not a curated record. Lineage: Eukaryota; Metazoa; Chordata; Actinopteri; Perciformes; Serranidae. Gene Ontology annotation, molecular function: signaling receptor activity; retinol transmembrane transporter activity.
GUCACUGAGCGAGGUUACUUGACCAGAGGAAGAGGAUCCGUGAGUCCUCUGGAUCUUUAAUCAUCCUGCUUCAUCCUGUUUGACUCAACUGAUCAGCUGCGAUGAAUCAGAGCAAAGUUGACUUUGAGCCUUUUGAAUAUUCCUACUAUGAUUAUUCAGACUGGUACUCGAACAAUGCAGAGCCAACCAAACCACCCAAAGAAGUUAUUUUACCAUGUGACCCCACAGUGGACGACAAGCUCUUCCACAUAUGCAUGCUGUCGAUAUCUCUGGUGAUGAUGUUAAUCCUGGCAGCUCUCACCAGGAAAAACAAGCUCUGCCAAGGAUUUACGAGAGGAUCCUCCAGUAUCUUCAGUCCAGCCAACUUCCUGGAUCAGACUCAGAAAAAGGGCCUCGUCAUGGCAGUUUUUGGGCUGGUGUUCAGCAAGCUGGCGAUGCUGGUGAUCGCCCCAGACCCUCUGCCUUUCUCCAAAGAUACUCCAGCGGAUAUUAAAGAGUACAUGAAGAUAAUUGCCAUCUUCUACUACCCUGUCCUGUAUUAUCCUCUGUUGGUCUGUUGCACUCUGCAGCACAAAGCAGGUUAUGUGUUCGGGGGGCUCCUCUCCUUCAGUCACUUCGGGAUCCUGGUGUGGCAGAAGUUUGACUGCCCAAAGACUCCAGAGAUCUACAAGUACUACGCUCUGCUUGCAAGUCUGCCUCAGUUGGCCUGCCUUGCAUAUCUCUGUGUCCAGUUUAUUUUGCUGUUUGCUAAAGGACCAAAGACUGAAGAGGACCUUGACAGCAGCUACUACACCAGCUAUGUGAAGCUACUUCUCAAGAAAAAGUCCCAAGCUGCCAGCUCAUCAACUACAGAUAAACCAACGCUGGUAGAGAGAAUCCUGGAGGUGCCCAAGAGUUAUGUUUAUAUUCCAGAAAAAGUGUUUCGUUUUCCACUGAAACUGGCUGUAUCAGCAUUUGUUGCUCUCGUGGCGAUAUAUCAUACAGCGUUGUUGUUAGUCGUCCUGGUGGUCCCGACUCUCCAUAUUGUCCGUGCUGGUAUUGAUGAAAACAUUGCCUUCCUGUUACUGGGCUUUGGGAUUGUCCUGUCAGACGACAGAAUGGAGGUUGUCAGGAUCGUGACCUUCUAUACUUGGUUGCUGGAAGUGUGCUACCUCUGUGCGAUGACCCUGUCUUGUUUGGUCAGCCUCGUCAUGCUCAUGAGGUCCAUGGUACUUCACAGGUCAAACCUGAAAGGACUGUAUAAAGGAGAGAUUUACAACAUUUAUAACAGCCAGAAAACCAUCCGUCCAUCUAAACCUGGUAUUGUCUGUUGGAUGGGAUUGACAGGAUACCAAGCUGCAAUCAUCUGCCUGGGAAUGGCGAUUCAGACUAUCGUGUUUUUCAUCUGCUUCUUGUUCCUGGUGUUUUUGAUCAUUAUUCCUGUGUUUCACGGCCGUAAUCUCGUCGUCUUUGAAAUAGCGGGGAAGGCAUGGCCGGGCUGGGUCACACUGAUCCUGGUUACAGCGCUACAACAUGUUACUGCUAAAUUUGCUUUCAUCAAGAAAGAGGGUGGUACAAGAGACUUGAACAACAGAGAGAGUCUCUUCCUCCUGACAUACCUGCUGUUCCUGAUCAACACUGUGGUGGGACUGAUAGUUGGAAUUUGGAGAAUGGUGAUAACAGCUUUGUACAACAUCGUCCAUCUUGGUCGUAUUGACAUCAGUCUGCUGCACCGCACCGCAGAGUCCUACGACCCAGCCUACCGAUACUACGCCCACUCCCUGAAGGUGGAGGUCAGCCAGUCACACCCGGUGAUGAAGGCUUUCUGUGGGCUGCUGCUGGACAUGAUGGUCGAGGGCGGCAGAGCCGGGCAGAAAAUAAGAGACGCAGAGGAAGGGAUUCAGGAAAAUAGGCCAAACAAGGCGACCAGCAGGAGGAGGAUUUGCUGCCGCUGGCUGCUACUGUACACGCUGGUCAACAAUCCAUCUCUGCUGGGCUCCAGGAAGCACUUCCAGACACUGCAGACCUCGGAGAGCAUCCUGAACGGGACACCUAGCCACAGCUCCAAGAAAGGCAGCAAGAAGGAGGCCGACAAGCCAGCUGACGAGCCAGUCGAGCCCACCGAGACCCCGACAAACCAAGAUAAAACUGAAUAA